Molecule: messenger RNA, 1911 nt
Organism: Drechmeria coniospora
Lineage: Eukaryota; Fungi; Ascomycota; Sordariomycetes; Hypocreales; Ophiocordycipitaceae
Product: Peptidase S10, serine carboxypeptidase
Exons: 3
Coding region: 1-1911 (636 amino acids)
Biological process (GO): proteolysis; apoptotic process
Cellular component (GO): trans-Golgi network
Molecular function (GO): serine-type carboxypeptidase activity
Source: RefSeq, a predicted model, not a curated record
AUGACUUGGGUCCAACCCCUGUCGAUUGCCUGGCAAUGGCUGGCCGUCCUGGUUUUGGCUCUGACGCCAGCCGUGACGGCCGCAGCCGCCGCCAAGUCCGCUGCCGAUUAUUACGUUCGUGACCUGCCUGGCCUUCCUCAAGACUCGAAUCCGGUCAAGAUGCAUGCUGGCCACAUCGAGAUCACACCCGACCACAACGGCAACAUGUUCUUCUGGCACUUCCAAAACAAGCACAUUGCAAACCGACAGCGAACCGUCAUCUGGGUCAACGGAGGACCCGGCUGCUCCUCCGAGGACGGCGCCUUGAUGGAAAUCGGUCCGUACCGAGUUAGAGAAAAAGGUAACCUCGUGGUCAACAAUGGCUCGUGGAACGAGUUCGCAAACCUUCUUUUUGUCGACAACCCGGUUGGUACGGGAUUCAGCUACGUCGAUACAGAUAGCUACGUCCACGAGCUUGAUGUUAUGGCCGAUCAGUUCGUUCAGUUUCUCGACAAGUUCUUUGCCAUCUUCCCCGAAUAUGACCAGGAUGACAUUUACAUGGCCGGGGAGUCCUAUGCUGGCCAGCACAUCCCGUACAUUGCCAAGGCAAUCCUGGACCGCAACAAGAAGAAUCGCGGAAAGGAAUGGAAACUCAAGGGUCUUUUGAUCGGCAACGGCUGGCUCUCUCCCAAUGACCAGUACGACACCUAUCUCAAAUUUGCCUUUGAAAAGGGCCUGUUGAAGAAGGGUUCGGAACAGGCCGAGCUGUUGCAAGCCAAGCAGAACACGUGCUACCGGCUGCUUGGCAGCAACCCCGGCCACGUCGACUACGCAGAAUGCGAAGAUAUCAUGUCAUCGAUGCUGAAGCUUCUCAAAACUGGCUCGGGAAACGAGGAGUGCUACAACAUGUACGAUGUGCGCCUGAGGGACUCGUACCCGAGCUGCGGCAUGAAUUGGCCCCCGGAUUUGGCCAACAUGACCCCCUAUCUGAGGCGUGACGACGUCACCAAAGCCCUGCAUGUCAAUCGUCAGCGCGGCACUGGUUGGCAAGAGUGCAACGGCGCUGUCAGCUUCGCUUUCCGCGCCAAGAACUCCAAGCCAUCCGUUACCCUGCUUCCGGAUUUGAUCAAGGAAAUCCAAAUCUUGCUCUUCUCCGGGGCAGAAGAUCUCAUCUGCAACCACAUAGGCACCGAGCAAGUGAUCAACAACUUGGAGUGGAACGGUGGAAAGGGGUUCGAGGUGACACCCGGAAACUGGGCCCCUCGUCGAAACUGGACCUUCGAGGGCGAGGACGCUGGCUUCUGGCAAGAGGCUCGCAACCUCACCUAUGUUCUUUUCCGUGAUGCGUCCCACAUGGUUCCCUUCGACUUUCCGCGGCGGAGUCGCGAUAUGCUGGAUAGAUUCAUGGGCGUCGACAUCAGCAGCAUCGGAGGCGAGCCAACCGACAGUCGGAUCGACGGCGAGAAGGGGCUGGCAACCUCGGUUGGUGGGGCUUCGAACCAGACCCACCACGGGCAGGCGGAAGCGCAGAAGAAGGUCACCGAGGCCAAGUGGGCUGCCUAUCGGAGGUCUGGCGAGAUCGUGCUCGGAAUCGUCAUCGUUGCCGCCGCCGCCUGGGGCGUCUUCAUCUGGCGACAACGUCGCAAGAUUGCGUUGUACAGCGUCCUGAACGGCGAGGAAAACACCAGCCGAAGGGCUUAUCGCAUGUCUGCUAUGCGUCGGAAACCGGGUGAAGGUGACCUCGAGGCUGCCGCAUUUGACGAGACGCAGUUGGAUGAUCUCCAUGUGGAAAGCCCUCACGCCCCGGAUGGGAGCCGGUAUAGCAUCGGCGACGAAAGCGACGAGGGUCGGGCGGACGACGGGACGACGAAGGAAACAGGGAGCCAAGGGAAUAGAUCUGGUGGGGAUCGGCCAGCUGGCAACAACACAUGA